GCCCGCCGGGUCCGCCGCAGCAGCACCAUGUCGAGCCGCGAGCACACGGGAUCCACCAACGUGGUUUACCAAGCCCAUCAUGUCAGCAGGAGUAAGAGAGGGCAAGUUGUCGGCACCAGGGGAGGAUUCCGAGGCUGCACGGUUUGGCUCACAGGCCUUUCUGGAGCUGGCAAGACAACCAUUGGCUUUGCUCUGGAAGAGUACCUGGUGGCUCACGGCAUCCCGUGCUACUCCCUGGACGGCGACAACGUCCGGCAUGGCUUGAACAAGAACCUGGGCUUCUCGGCCCAGGACCGCGAGGAGAACAUCCGGCGCAUCGCCGAGGUGGCGCGGCUCUUUGCCGACGCGGGGCUCGUCUGCAUCACCAGCUUCAUCUCCCCCUUCACCAAGGAUCGUCUAAACGCACGGAAAAUUCACGAGGCAGCUGGACUUCCUUUCUUUGAAAUCUUUGUAGAUGCUCCUCUAAAUAUUUGUGAAAGCAGAGAUGUGAAGGGCCUGUACAAAAAGGCAAGAGCUGGAGAGAUCAAAGGAUUCACGGGGAUUGACUCAGAGUACGAGAAACCCAAAGCUCCCGAGCUGGUGCUGAAAACAAACGUUGCAUCGGUGUCUGAGUGCAUCCAGCAGGUCGUGGAGCUCCUCCAGGCACAGAACAUCGUGCCCCAAGGCUCAGUCAAGGAUGUUCUGGAGCUCUUUGUGCCUGAGGACAAACUCAGCAGUGUCCAGGCUGAGGCAGAGAAGCUGCCAGCACUAGAGAUCACUAAGCUGGAUCUGCAGUGGGUGCAGGUGCUGGGUGAAGGCUGGGCCACUCCUCUGACAGGAUUCAUGCGGGAGGCAGAGUACCUGCAAGUGCUGCACUUUGGCACCCUGCUCAACGACGGCGUGGUGAACCUGAGCAUCCCCAUCGUGCUGCCGCUGUCGGCGGAGGACAAGCAGCGGCUGGAGGGCAGCGCGGCGCUGGCGCUCAGCUUCCAGGGCCGCCGGCUGGCCGUGCUGCGCGGCCCUGAGUUCUUCGCGCACAGGAAGGAGGAGCGCUGCGCCCGCGUCUGGGGCACCACCUGCCCCCGCCACCCGCACAUCCAGAUGGUGAUGGAGAGUGGAGACUGGCUGGUUGGUGGAGACCUGCAGGUCCUGGAGAAGAUCACAUGGAACGAUGGGCUGGACCAGUACCGCCUGACCCCGCUGGCUCUCAAGGAGAAGUUCAGGGAAAUGAAUGCUGACGCCGUCUUCGCCUUCCAGCUGCGCAACCCGGUGCACAAUGGGCACGCGCUGCUGAUGCAGGACACGCGGCGCCAGCUCCUGGAGAGGGGCUACAAGAACCCUGUGCUCCUGCUGCACCCCCUGGGGGGGUGGACCAAGGACGACGAUGUCCCUCUGGAGUGGCGCAUGAAGCAGCACGCGGCCGUGCUGGAGGAGCAAGUCCUGGACCCCAAGUCCACCAUCGUGGCUAUCUUCCCUUCUCCCAUGCUCUACGCUGGCCCCACGGAGGUGCAGUGGCACUGCCGAGCCCGGAUGGUUGCGGGGGCCAACUUCUACAUUGUGGGGCGCGACCCGGCGGGAAUGCCGCACCCCGACACCAAGCAGGACCUGUACGAGCCCACACACGGCGGGAAGGUGCUGAGCAUGGCCCCUGGCCUCACCUCCGUGGAGAUCCUCCCUUUCCGGGUGGCUGCCUACAACAAGCUCAAGAGAGCCAUGGAUUUCUACGACCCCAAAAGGCACGAUGAUUUUGACUUCAUCUCAGGAACACGCAUGAGGAAGCUUGCUCGGGAAGGGGAAAACCCCCCAGACGGCUUCAUGGCCCCCAAAGCCUGGAAAGUCCUCACCACCUACUACCAGACACUGGAAAAAAAAUAAUUAACUCCUCCUCCUCCCUAGAAAUACCUGUAUUAAGAGUGAGCAAUGAUCAAUUGAUUUCCUGUGACACAGAUCACUUGGCAUGACCCUGGGAUUUUCCUACCUGGGUCAGAGUGUUUUUUACCAAUCAGAUAUACUUUGAGCCUGAUCCUUCUCCCCCUAAAGCUGCUGGGAGUGUCCCCAUGGAGCUGGAAAGGAUGGGGAGUGGGGCCUUUGUUCCCAGCUGGCGCCAGGACGUGCCACUGGGAUGGCCAGGGCCACCCAGCAGCUCCCAGUGCAGAGGGGACCAAGAUCAAUCCUGCCUGUGCCCUGCCUGGAGCAGAAAUGAAGAAGUGCCUUUCCACGUUGUGCCUUAGACAGUUUUUGCUAAUUAACAGCAGAAUCUUUUUAAUGCCCCUUUUAUAAAAAGGACUUUUUAAGAUCAGCUGUGACCACCUCCAGUUCCUUGUGGCUGAGCCAACUCCUCACUGCUUCCUUCCUUCCUCCUGCUUGACCUCUUUGGUCAAACAAAUCCCGGGCUGAGCAUUCCUGUUGCUCCAAGUUCAGCUGCCUGUGAGGCUGUGCCAUGGUGAUCCCUGCACUCACAGCCCAGCUGGGGAGGCACCAAAAGCCCGGAGAUCCUUGAGAAAGCUCUGGACAGCAAGGAAAAGCCAGGGAUGCUGUCACUGUGCUUGCAGGUGUGGAAAGAAAACUGCCACCACGUGGCAGGAGGGGACCCCCUUCCCUCUGCCCACACUCCUCCCAUCCCAAAGGCAAAUCCAAGGCAAAACAGCAAACACACAGCGCAAGGUGGGUGUGGAGAACCAGCUGAGAGGAGGCUGGAGCUCCUGCCCUCAUCCACAGCUGUGUGGGUACAGGUGACCUGAUUUGCUCUGUGUCUGCGGGAUGUGGCCCCUGGGGACAGCCAGAGGAUGGCAGGAAAGCCAUUGGGCCCCCCAGCCCUGUGGGGUGCUGCUGUGGCUGUGGCACGUCACCGCGGACACGAUCGCCUUCCCCACCCUCACCCGGACUUCGGCAGUGCCGUGCCUGAGGCUUUUCCACCAACUCUCAGGAGCCUCCGAGGUGACAGAGCAGUGACACAACAGCGGGGCUUCCCUGGGCACUGCCGGGAGCCCUGGCCACCUGCGGGGGCUGCCAAGGACAGGGCUGGUCCCGCCUUGCCCCCCCAGGUGUGAGCCGGCAGCAGAGGAAAGCAGCCGAGCACUUGGUCAUUGCAGUCACGGCCUCGCUCCGGGAGUUUUGCGCCUGACCUUGCUCAGCAGCUGCCCCAGGAGCUGUGGGGAUGUUGUCAAGGAAUGGCGGUCGGCAUUCCUCUCCUCUGCUGCUCCAGUUUGGAUCCACGCUCAGCAAAAGCAGCCUGCUGCUGCUUGGUACCGUGAGCCACGACCUGCUCUGCUGUGGCCAGGGCACAGUGUCCAGGCCUUCGUCUGUGACUGGAAAAUAUCCUUGCAAAAGGGCCUUUUGGGUGGCUUUUAAAGUCUUGUUUUUUAAGUAUUUGGAGCAAAGCUGUGUUUUACCCCAAGUACCCCAAGGCAAAUGCUGCAGCCUCAUCCAGCCAGGCCCUCUGGCAGCUAGCCAAAAGUGAUAUUCCCAUUUAGGGUUUUUAAGGAGUGAAACAGCACUGUUGCUGCUCAUCAUAAAAUAAUCCAGUGUUGAAACCUGCCCCCCCCCCCCGGUAAAUCCAGGUGGUCACAGCAAAACACAGAUGUUGUAUUAUCAUUUUAAACCAGCAUAGUGUCCUAAUUACCUCUGAUUAAAACACGUGGACUGGGGGGUUUAUAGUCUAUUUAUUAAAGACAUGAGACUGGAAUUUGUACCUCAGCUGAUGCAUCUCCUGAUUUAAUAUAUUCUGAACUCGAUACUCUAUGAAACACUCACUUUUAGUACAAAUAAAUAUUUAUAUGUGUAA
Vidua macroura (Pin-tailed whydah) is the source of this 3763-nucleotide messenger RNA. RefSeq names its product 3'-phosphoadenosine 5'-phosphosulfate synthase 2 (gene PAPSS2). The record is from RefSeq and is a predicted model, not a curated record. The transcript has 12 exons. Gene Ontology annotation, biological process: 3'-phosphoadenosine 5'-phosphosulfate biosynthetic process; sulfate assimilation. Gene Ontology annotation, molecular function: ATP binding; sulfate adenylyltransferase (ATP) activity; adenylylsulfate kinase activity. NCBI's taxonomy places the organism in Eukaryota, Metazoa, Chordata, Aves, Passeriformes, Viduidae. The coding region runs from base 28 to 1854 and encodes 608 amino acids.